Messenger RNA from Tinamus guttatus (white-throated tinamou), 1547 nucleotides. RefSeq names its product intraflagellar transport 70B (gene IFT70B). Gene Ontology annotation, molecular function: intraciliary transport particle B binding; protein binding. Gene Ontology annotation, cellular component: axonemal microtubule; intraciliary transport particle B. Gene Ontology annotation, biological process: intraciliary transport. NCBI's taxonomy places the organism in Eukaryota, Metazoa, Chordata, Aves, Tinamiformes, Tinamidae. The record is from RefSeq and is a predicted model, not a curated record.
AUGGUCCAAUUUAUUAAUUCUUUUUGGUGGGUAAGUCUGGGACUGGGAUGGGGAAGUUUGAUUUUUGUUUUUAAUUCGGGCGCCAUGCAGGUGCUGGGCGACUGCCCCGAGCUCUCCUACAACAUGGCGCUGUGCUGCUACGCCGCCAAGCAGUACGCGCCCGCCCUCAAGCACAUCUCGGACAUCAUCGAGCGCGGCAUCCGCCAGCACCCCGAGCUCGCCGUGGGCAUGGGCACGGAAGGCAUCGACGUGCGCAGUGUGGGCAACACGCUGCUGCUGCACCGCACUGCCCUCGUGGAGGCCUUCAACCUCAAGGCAGCCAUCGAGUACCAGCUGCACAACGUGGAGGCGGCGCGGGAGGCGCUCACCGACAUGCCGCCCCGCGCUGAGGAGGAGCUGGACCCUGUGACGCUGCACAACCAGGCGCUCAUGAACAUGGACAGCCAGCCCAGCGAGGGCUUCGAGAAGCUGCAGUUUCUCCUGCUGCAGAACCCCUGCCCGCCAGAGACAUUCGGCAACCUGCUGCUGCUCUACUGCAAGCACCAGUACUAUGACCUGGCGGCCGAUGUGCUGGCUGAGAACGCCCAUCUGACCUACAAGCUGCUCACGCCCUAUCUGUACAACUUCCUUGACGCCAUCAUAACAUGCCAGACGGCUCCCGAAGAGGCUUUCCACAAGCUGGACGAGUCAGCAGGGACGCUGACGGAGCAGCUAAGAAAACUCACAAAGCAGGUGCAGGAAGCUAGGCAAAACCGGGACGAUGAAGCCGUAAAAAAGGCAGUAAACGAGUACGAUGAGACUCUGGAGAAAUACGUGCCUGUCUUGAUGGCCCAGGCAAAGAUCUACUGGGACAUGGAGAACUACACGAUGGUAGAGAAGAUCUUCCGCAAGUCGGUGGAGUUCUGCAACGAGCACGAGGUGUGGAAGCUCAACGUGGCUCACGUGCUCUUCAUGCAAGAAAACAAGUACAAAGAAGCCAUUGGCUUCUAUGAGCCCAUAGUUAAAAAGCACUAUGAUAACAUUCUGAACGUCAGUGCGAUCGUGUUAGCCAACCUCUGCGUUUCCUACAUCAUGACAAGCCAGAAUGAGGAGGCCGAGGAACUCAUGAGGAAGAUUGAGAAGGAGGAAGAGCAGUUGUCCUACGACGAUCCGGAUAAAAAGAUCUACCAUCUCUGCAUUGUCAAUCUAGUCAUCGGUACCCUUUACUGUGCAAAAGGGAACUACGACUUUGGCAUUUCAAGGGUCAUUAAAAGCCUAGAGCCAUACAACAAAAAAUUAGGCACCGAUACAUGGUAUUAUGCCAAAAGGUGUUUCCUGUCCUUGCUGGAGAACAUGGCGAAGCACAUGAUAACGCUACGCGACAGUGUUACUCAAGGGUGCAUCCAGUUCCUGGAGCACUGUGAACUGUAUGGAAGAAAUAUCCCUGCUGUCAUAGAGCAGCCACUUGAGGAGGAGAGGAUGCACAGCGGGAAAAACACAGUUACGUACGAAGCCAGGCACUUGAGGGCACUCAUGUACGAGAUCAUUGGGUGGAACACGUAAUCCAU